AUGAUGAGCCGCAAACUCCCCUCGCUUGGCCCGGAACAGGGUUCCGUGAUCCAAUUUCAGCUCCAAGUCUCCCAACCGGACCUGCGAUCACGACGACAACCACGAGACAGGCACUUCAAGGCGUUAGGGGAGCGUUUACCCAAUUCUGAGGACGAAUGGCAAAAGGCCCGAAGACGUCUCCGGUUUACAACUCCAGCUGAUAUCAAUGCAUGGGUUUCGGACCUUGUGUCCCUGGACGGCGCCUUGCCUCAAAAUCUACGCAAGUUGAUCAACAUUGCGAUCUUUUGCGUAGAGAGCCGCAAAGACGAGGACACGGCCCAUCGUAACUAUGAGGCACGUGCCUCUCAGCAAUGUUUGGUCAGAACUAUCCGCAAUUACGCUUCUCUUGUACGAGGUGUGAUUGCCUUGAUGGAUCAAAUUUACCUGAAGCUACGGCAUCGGGCCUUUGAAGCUGUACUACUUUAUUCACCUUUGGAUUAUGCGUCUCUGGUGUCUUACAAGAGAGAGCCAGAUCGUUUCAAGUCAUACUUUCGGGAUGUGAAAAUUCUCCCUGAGGAGCAUGCAUCACAGGCCCUAUAUCUUCCAUUUCUUGUUGCAUAUGGACACCCACAAUAUAAGUACAAUGAGAUUUGCAGAGCUCUUGGUACCAACACUCUCAAAGAGCCAGAGUUCCUCAAAUUUGUUUCCGUAAGGGAGAACGGAAAACCAGUGCCCCAUAUACUUAACAGUCCCCCGAAGAACCGCUACGACGCAAUCCGAAAUAGAUGGACUCGAGAUAGUCUGACUGAACACUUUAAUACCGAGGAAAUUUAUGCCAUUCCUAACCGCAUGGAUGGCUAUAAACGAUUUGACCUCCCAGACAUAAUUCAGCAAAAGUCAGCUAUGGCAGCCAAGGAACAGGACGGCUGUGUACCCCAAGAUAUUCCAGGGGUGAUAAGCUUCAGAUUUGAUUGGACUGUAUGUCAUGACGAUGUCGGUCGCCUGGUCCUCGGGUUGUUGGUAAGUAAACUGUGA
Fusarium proliferatum ET1 is the source of this 1014-nucleotide messenger RNA. RefSeq lists its product as uncharacterized. The record is from RefSeq and is a predicted model, not a curated record. Lineage: Eukaryota; Fungi; Ascomycota; Sordariomycetes; Hypocreales; Nectriaceae. The transcript is spliced from 2 exons. Bases 1 to 1014 code for a protein of 337 amino acids.